AUGCGAUUGCUUAACCACUAUACCGUUAACGCUCUGAGAAGGAAUGCAAACGUUAUUGGAGCCGGUGUCUCUGGCCUCACCACUGCACUACUGCUCCAGAAGGAUGGAUUCCAAGUGAAAAUACUUGCCGAACACUUUCCUGGUGACAUUUCUAUAGACUAUUGUAGUCCGAAUGCGGGUGCCCAAUGGCGUGCGGAUAGGAAUCUCGAACCUGGUUCCUUUAAUGCUAAAAUACACGAAAACACUUUCAAAAAGCUCCGUAAUUUGAUUGAUACAGAACCCGAUAGCGGUGUUGCAAGCAUGACUCUUUAUGAAUAUGAUGACGUUGUAGCAGACUCCAAAGACUCUUGGCUCAAAGAUUUGGUUCCCAAUGUGAUACCUCAAUCUCAAUUACCGGCUGGAGCCAAACGUGGGAUAUCUUAUACAACAGUGGCGAUUGACGUCCCAAAGUAUUUGAAAUGGCAGUUGCAAAAGUUUACUGAUGGUGGUGGGAUUACGCAGAGAUGUCGUCUCAAACACAUCAAGGAAGCAUUUGGCGAGAAUGUUGACGUUGUAGUCAACUGUACUGGCCUUAGAGCGAGUAAUCUUGGGGGCGUUGAAGAUCAAACUAUGUACCCGACAAGGGGACAAACUAUACUGGUACGCGCCCCCCACGUGAAAUCUAUGAAGACAUUAAAUGUGGGUGAUGAGGUUACUUACGUCAUACCGCGUGGAAUGUCCGGUAACAUCAUAUUAGGGGGCACUAUGGAUAAGUACAAGUCCGAGGAGUCGCCAAAUGAGGGGAUAGCAGAUGGCAUCAUGAGCCGGUGCAUCGCACUCUACCCCUCUCUGACAAAGGGUUUCGAAAUUAUUUCGCAUAACGUUGGGCUGCGUCCUUCACGCGUCGAAGGACUGCGAGUAGAAACCGAGACCGCGAGAAAUGACGAUGGCAAAGAGAUUAUCAUUUGCCAUAAUUAUGGUCAUCACUCGUAUGGAUAUCAAACCAGUUGGGGGUCAAGUCAGGAAGCUCUUGAGCUUAUCAGAAAAGCUCUGUCAAGCCAAGGGGAAGGUGCUCAGUCAAAGCUGUGA
Paraglomus brasilianum is the source of this 1068-nucleotide messenger RNA. NCBI's taxonomy places the organism in Eukaryota, Fungi, Glomeromycota, Glomeromycetes, Paraglomerales, Paraglomeraceae. The record is from the annotation of a GenBank genome assembly.